UUGUGUCACAGAAACAGCUGGAGGCAGUUGAGAGGGACGCUGCAAAUGCCAUUUCCUCGGAUUUUAUCGUCGUUUAUUCUUAUUCUCCUUUCGUAAGCCAGGGGAUUUACAUGGCCACGUGAUUUAGCUUUUUAAUUUGUCUGUUAUUUUCAAAAGGAGGGAGAAAAUCGGCCGAAAAUGGAGCCUGUUAUGGUCCUGUCUCUCCUCUCCUUUGCCAUGUUGGUUGGUUGUUACACAGCGGGUUCCAUUCCUCUCGUCAUGACUAUGUCCGAGGACCGUAUGGAGGUAGUGACUGUGUUGGGUGCCGGCCUGCUUGUGGGCACUUCUCUCACUGUCAUUAUUCCUGAGGGAGUCAACACUCUGUUCAGCAUGGAAACAAGCACAAAAGGCAGUCACACUGAAGGCCACAGCCACACUGGCGAGGAGGAGGCGCACACAGAACCACACAACCUCAUCGGACCUCCCCUUGUCCUUGGGUUCCUGUUGAUGUUACUCAUAGACCAGUGCUCGGGUGGCCAUCGCAAAGCAGGUGAUGCAGAGAAUGGAGUUACCAAAGGAAGGAGAAGUUCACUGACAGCCACCUUAGGCUUAGUGGUACAUGCAGCAGCUGAUGGCAUAGCACUUGGAGCUGCAGUCUCAUCAUCACACACAGAUGUUGAAAUGAUCGUGUUUUUCGCCAUCAUGCUGCACAAGGCUCCUGCAGCAUUUGGGCUUGUGACCUUUUUGUUGCAUGACGGACUAGAAAGAAAUCAAAUUAGGCGACACUUGCUUGUGUUCGCCCUUGCUGCCCCCAUCGGUGCUGUGGUCACAUAUGUUGCAAUUGUCCAGAGUGGCACCGAGUCCUUCUCAUCGUCCCACAGUACAGGCAUCGCUAUGCUCUUCAGUGCUGGGACCUUCCUUUAUGUUGCCACGGUACAUGUCCUGCCAGAGCUCACCAGCCACAGCCAUGAGGGAGGAGGGGGAGGCAACCAUUUCUCCCGGAAACAGUUGCUGGCUCUCAUUUGUGGAUCUUUGCUGCCUCUGUUCCUCACGUUUGGCCACCAUCACUAGGCAUUUUGUCUCCUUGCGUUAUUUUUCAUGGGCUUACCAUAUCUAAUGUCUGAGGCGUCUUUCAGGUGAUAUUUGAAUAUUUGAAGUAUUUUGGGCAUUCCGGUACCUUUAGAACAUGUUCUGUGGUGUGACUGGAUGUUGAAAGCCACCUCAGCGACACGGGGCCUCCUGUGCCAGUGAUUGUACAUGGAUUGAAAAAAAAGAAUAGUGCUGCUCCUUUAAGACAAAUGUUCAUUAGUGAGCUGCUCUUCAAGCAACAUUGGCAAGAGACCCUUUGCAAGAACAUUCCACUGUGUGGAUGGACAGUCUUGUGUGUCGUGAGUUGGUACUUCUCCUGUCCUUUUGUUUAUUCUGGUGCAAGCACUGAUGUUUUGGUUACCUUUUAGAUGCAAAUGAAUUAUAGUUAGAAAAUUUUAGUGUUUUUAAGGAAUAUGCACAAGUCUUCUCUUCUUUCUUUUUUUAUAAGGAUUUAUGGAUAUGAUUGUUAGAUUUUGUUUAUUAAACUGUCUUACAGUUUUUGUUGUUUAUUAGUAAUGGUGCCUCUUUAAAACUACCAAGGUAGUCAUUCAUCCCCACAUUAAAGGUUGUCAGGCAGAGCAGUCAUUUUUAUCACCAUAUUAGUUAUUGUCAUACAGAAGCCAGCUGAAAUAUUAAGGCUGAAUGAAUUUGCAGGUUUGAUAUAUAUAUGAUUUAUCUUCUCCAUGAAGAUAAAACUGAUUUUAGAGAUUUACCGUUGUAUUUUUGAACUGAGGAACAGUUUUUGUAUAUCACACUCCCAUAAAGGCACAGGUUGUGAACAUAAUGUAGUUAACUGCACUGAAAUAUAGUGAAAUGCUACUCAUUUUUAUUACACAUUUUAGAGUUAAUUUAGCUUUCACUAAUAGAUAUAUGCAGUCAAUCCAAGGAUUUUUAUCAUUUACAAAGGUUUUGCAAUGAAACAUGGCAGUUGUCGCCCUGUUAAUAGAAGUGUGUAUGAGUUUUAAACAUUCCUUAGAGCGAAAGGGAAAGAUACUUGAUACUUCUGCUUCAUUUUUUCCCCUUUUUCUUUGCUGUCACAAAAUCAUUUUUCUAUUGCUCCGUUAAGUCUACAGUGCAUUGCAAGAUCAUGAAAAAGUAAAAUGGGAAUAAGACAGAUAUGUAGUUUUUCAAAAAUGGGAUGUUAAUAUUUUCACAUUGCAAUAUACUAGCAUUGAUGUAUAUGAUAUUAUUAUUGGUAUUAUUGUAAUUAUUAUUAUUAUCAUUAUUGUUGUUAUUAUCAUUAUUAUUAUUAUUUUUAUUAGUAUUAUUUUUUUAGUAAUGCUAUUAUUAUUAUUAUUAUUAUUAUUAUUAUUAUUAUUAUUAUUAUUAUUAUUAUUUAUACUUUUUCUCAUUGUAAUGAACUCCAAUACCUGUGCAAUUUAAAAUAUUGUUAAUACUGUUAUUAAUCUAAAAAUUGUCUAUAUGAUUAUUAUUAUCAUCACUUUUAUAACAGUCAUUACAUCAUGAAGAACAUUAUUAUCACCAUUUUCACCGAGAUCACAACUGCCACUAUCAUUACCAUUAUUAGUUGUACUAAUAUCAAAACUUUACUAAUUGUAAUUGCUGCAUAUUAUUCAUUGCUAUACAGAUGUGACUGUGAUACAUAUAUAGAUUUUUUUUUUGCAAAGCAUAGUCUAACCCUCCCCACAAAAAGUGGGAAGUCUACCAGACUAAAUUAAUAGAAACUGCCUAAUUUUGAUUAAUGUUUUGGGGUUAUUUCCCGAUGGAUCUUUUAUUUUUUGAUAGUUAUUAAUCAGUUAUUACUAUAAAGAUAUAAUCAUUUUAAGUAUUUAUAUUUAUUCUAGACCAGCGUCAUUAAUUUUCCCUUAUUUAUGUGGCCUGAUGAACAUGUGUAUGAGUGUGUGUUGGAAAUAUGAAGGUACUUUUAGAUUACUCUUCUUUCUCUUUACAUUUCACUUUUUUGUUUGUAUGGUAUUUGGUGUGUGUUGUUUUCUGUUUUUGUUUGUUUAAUUUUGUCAGGGAAUUAUUUGAGCCUCAUCAUUUAUAUAUUUUUGUCUUCCUUUACUGUAAUUAUCAAUUGCAGUGGAUCAGUCCAUAGAACUGACAACUGGAUGUAAAUGCAUUUCCAAGAUCAAACAUUUUGAAUAAUACUUUUGUCCAUUUCUUUCUCCCUUCCUUUAACUUGGAGUCCAGAGGAUGAAGAGUGAACUAUUUUAAGAAAAAAUGAGACUAGUGUAAUAGCCUGAAGUGCUUGACUAGUUACUUUUAGUCUACAUUUGGCAUUAGCUGUUACCUUAUAGGGUGAACUGGAACAACAAUGUAAUUACUUUGGUCAAAGCUUACCUAUUUUGUAAAAUGAAGUAAAUGUUACUGUGCAUAAACUGACAGUCUAAAGGUAGCCUGUUUUUCAAUGAAAAUAGUAAAACUGUGGCCAAAUUUUAUAUAUCAUUGUCAAAAUAUGGAUGCUGAUGUUUUUACAUGUAUUGUUUUAUUAUACAUGAUUAUAUAAUCUUAACAUGUUUAUUACAUACAUAUCUUCUGACACACACACACACACAUAUAUGUGUAUAUAUAUAUGUCCAUUGCUUUAUCUAGUUAUUAAUCUCUUCCUACCACUAGACAUACCAGUUUUAUGUUGUCUUUCCUCCUCCCACAAAAGCUAGGUGUUUGUCAUUCCUUCUUCAUCACCAAUUUGCCACAUGCUAAUACAUGAUUUAGGCUGCUUUCACACCAAGGUGGCACAUCACAUGUGGCAUGCCAUUUGAAAAUUAACAUGCGGAUAUAUAUGAAACAAUCCUCACAGAAGUGUUAUGGCAUUGCACCAAGAUUGCACGUGGCAGUCUUGGUGCAAUUAUUAUUGCAAUUAUUAUUCUGUACCAAAGGUUUCAUAUACUUCUGGGUGUUUGUUUUAAAAUGGCUUGCCAUGUGCAACAUAACACUUUGAUGUGAAAGUGACAUAGCUGUCCCACCAUUGCCACCAGUUGUAGGAGUUUGAGUGAUGAGCCUUACAAGAGUAUGAUGAAUGAUGAGUCUAUUGUGUAAGGCAGAAUACCAAGAUGUCUUGAUUUGUUUAUUAGAUAGUAAUUAUUGAUUAUGUUAGUGUGAGACUGCUCCUCCUAGGAGCAAGGAGUUGCUCUUUGUCUCCCCACAGGUAGUCUAUUUUCACAUUGUGGAGUGGUUUAAGGAUAGCUAUAUCACAUAGCAUGUAACAGUUGGCAAUGAAGAAUAAAGUGUUACAUCAAAACAUAGCUCUUGUGGAAGGGGAACAACAGAACAGUGUGGCAUGAAGAGGAAUAACCAGGUAAAGCAACAUGCAUAUGUGCAUAUGGGUGCAUUUGUGCGGUGAUAUGUAUGUGACAAAUCAUAUAUUAUAUAGAUUAUGUAGAAUAUAACAAUAGAUUCUUAACGUAAGAUAUAUUAGUUUGGUUACAAAUUGUACUUUUAUAUUUUUGCUUUCUUUAUAUUUUAUUGAUUUAUAGAAAAAAGAAGAAUUAAUGGUAAGUUCAGCUUUUAGAGUGGACCUUAAAAAGAAAUUAUUAAACAUUUUCUUCUGUCUGAUGAAGAUACAAGUAGAGAAUGCAGUUGUUUAUGUAUACACUGCAUAUAUACAUAUUUUUUCCAGUUCA
Molecule: messenger RNA, 4655 nt
Organism: Penaeus vannamei (Pacific white shrimp)
Lineage: Eukaryota; Metazoa; Arthropoda; Malacostraca; Decapoda; Penaeidae
Gene: Zip102B
Product: Zinc/iron regulated transporter-related protein 102B
Biological process (GO): zinc ion transport; transmembrane transport
Cellular component (GO): membrane
Molecular function (GO): metal ion transmembrane transporter activity
Source: RefSeq, a predicted model, not a curated record